AUGCAUUGUGAUUUUAACAGUUUAUUUUCUCAUGGCAAAAGCACACAAGCUGCUAAGUUAUCAGCCGUAAAUGUUAGGAGUAGAAGAGAAAUUUCUGCUGGGAAAAUUAACGCUCUUGACAUGAUAAGGGGGAAAAAUAUUCGGCUCCUAAUCGAUUCACAUUUGGAGGGGAAAUUUUCAACGGAAGAGGCAACUGUGGUUUUUGAUCUUGCCUCACAAUGUUUGCAGUAUGAACCUCGGGAGCGGCCCAAGACCAAGGACCUUGUUACAACACUUUCUGCACUGCCAACUAAACCCGAUGUUCCAUCAUAUGUUAUGCUUGGAAUUCCGAAGCAUGAGGAAGCACUUCCUAUCCUACAUCAUCCUCUAUCUCGAAUGGGUGAUGCUUGUUCUCGUACGGACCUUACAGCUAUUCAUCAGAUUUUGUUGAUGACAAACUACAGAGAUGAUGAAGGGAGUAAUGAGAUAUCUUUCCAAGAGUGGACUCAGCAAACGAGGGAUAUGUUGGAGGCAAGAAAGCGUGGUGACUUGGCAUUUCGUGACAAGGAUUUUAAAACUUCAAUUGAGUGUUACUCCCAGUUCAUUGAUGUUGGAACCAUGGUUUCCCCUACUGUCUAUGUAAGGAAAAGUCUUUGCCAUCUAUUCUGUGAUCAACCAGAUGCUGCUCUCAGAGAUGCAAUGCAAGCUCAAUGUGCCUAUCCUGACUGGUCCACAGCAUUUUACAUGCAGGCUGUUGCUCUUUCCAAAUUAAACAUGAAUAAGGAUGCAGCUGAUAUGUUGAAUGAGGCUGCUGCUCUCGAAGAGAGAAAAGGCAACGACUAGGGAAAGGACCUUAGGUUCAUAACCUUUUGUUUUUUAGCAACAGAUCUUUGUAUACAUGAAGUUGGAAAUGGCUACAUUUAAAGAUGUAUCACAGAGGGAGGAAGAAUCAUACUUCUUUUUGCAUAAGCUGUUGAGCUAACUUUACCUCCUGAAUUUGAUAAAAUAUUUAAUUCAUUCUUAUAGUGUGCAUGUCUUUGCGUAUCUUAUAGUACAAACA
Molecule: messenger RNA, 1039 nt
Organism: Gastrolobium bilobum
Lineage: Eukaryota; Viridiplantae; Streptophyta; Magnoliopsida; Fabales; Fabaceae
Product: serine/threonine-protein kinase BSK1-like
Exons: 5
Coding region: 1-822 (273 amino acids)
Biological process (GO): brassinosteroid mediated signaling pathway
Molecular function (GO): protein kinase activity; protein binding
Source: RefSeq, a predicted model, not a curated record